GAAAUAUUGGAAUAUUGUGUGUCGCUAAUCAUAUAAAUUAAAAAAAACAAAAACAAAAACUAAAAAAAAAUAUUAACAAAAAUAAACCAAAACACCCUGUGAUAUAAAAAUUGCACUAAAAAUCAUCUCUAGCUGAUAAGUUAAGGAAUACAACAACAACAAACAAAAACACACACACACAAGUCAACUAACUUAAACCUCCAAUGCGCUAAUUUAACUCUUUAAGAUUUUGAUUCAAAUCUACGCAUCUCUCUCUUUAACCUCCUGCAGCAAAUAACAAAGGAAAACCAAAACAAAAAACAAAAGGAAACCUUUCGCCUCAAACUAAAAGAUAAUCUCUCUUGUUAAACGCGCUCACUAACGCUAACUAAGAAUAUAAGCUAAACAAACGCUUACUAUAUUUACUAAGCAACAACAAGCAUUUUUUCAAAAAAAAAAAAAAAAAAUUAACUAGUUUAAGAACAAAUUAUUAUUAUUAUUAAGUAUUAUUGCAAAUAGCUUAACUAACUAAAAACAAAAAAAAAAAAACAUGGGUGAUGAACUGGAAAUUCGUACCCUGCGCGAGAAAUUGCUCUUUUAUACGACUGCCUUUUUCAUAUUGCUCGGUACCUUUAGCAUGUUUGCUUUCCUCUUUUUGGUGCCAUUCGUCAUAGAGCCGGCCUUCACCACGAUAUUCAUGCAGUUCGAAGAAGUUCCCGCCCUGUGUGAGACCUCGUCGACAAUACACCGCUUCGGGGCCCGCAACUGCAGUUGGUCGUCCUGCCGCGAGGGCUGCACGCGAGAGAUAUUCGAGUGCACCCAAAUCAUGGUGAACUAUCGCCUGAAUCUGUACAACUACACGGAUGAGUUCAACUUCACCGAGUAUCACAUCAAUCUCAAGGAGGCUGAGAAGGUGAUUCCGCCCAAAAAACGUACCGAUCGCUAUACGAGAGCCAUACGCGAUUACGAAUAUGAUCUGGGUCCGCAUGACCCCAUGGCAGCCGCCAUGGACGAUGAGGGAGGCGGCGGCGGCGGUGGCGGCAUGGUUAUGGAACAUUUGAAUUUCGGCGACGAGGAUGGUUCCAAUGGUUUCCUUAUAGAAGAUUCCGGUCUGGAUCCGGACUCUGAUACACUGAUCAAUGCCGAUGGCAGCGAUGUCUUUGAGGAGAUCUCAGAGCUGAACAGGGGCCUUAUGAGCAGCAAUGAUAGUAAAUAUUUUUUCGUUGGCGCCCAUCUCUAUCCGAAUGUCAAGGGAUGCGGCUAUCCGCCUGUGCUCAAUUGUACCAUAUGGUUUAAGCGUUACACCAAACUGGGAGUCAAAUUUCCCUGCUACUAUUCCAAAGUAGAUCCUAGUGUGGUCAUCAGCGAGCUGGACUACUGGCAGAAUACAUUGAAUCUAAUCUACUCCAUGGCGAUUCCGAUACCCUCCUUUAUUAUAUCUGUGAUCUAUUUGACAUAUGCCUAUUUCAAAAUCUACAAUGAGGACGAGGAGACAGCACCGCUGGAUAAAAAUGCCGAAGACAUGGACAUUGACGAUGAGGGUGUGGACGACAGCGAUGGCGCAGCGCUCGCAGACAAUGCUGCUGGAAGUCAAGUCAUAAACAUGCACGAUUCGACGACGGGUGAAAGUUGUAUUGUUGAUGGUAUCCUGCCCAACGGUGGUCCUGGCAUGACAAACUCAAUAUCACAACCCGGUUCGGUAACCACACCCGGCCAAUAUCGUGUUCACACACCCGGUUCGGUGAUGACACCGAAUUCGGAUAUGCAUUCAUUUGGCCAUCAAUUAAAGGUCCAGAUGGCCGAUGAUUUUUCCAGAGAUUCCUUGGAUAAUGGCAUUUUAUCGACAUCGAAUUCGGUGCAAGGGUAAGUGGCAGAUGGUGUUGUUGUGGUUGUUUUUAUGAUUUAAUGUUUAUGUUUGUUGUAUGUGUUCGACAUUCGUUGUUGUUAAUGGGGUUAUCCAAUUAGAGAAGAUUAUUAUUAAUCGAGACAUAAUUGAAUCCUUUAUUUAUCAAUUUAUCCUUUAUGUUAUUUUAACCAAUUUUUAGACUCAUAGUUUUCGGCCAAUUGUAUAUUUAGGUAUCAGUAUUUUUUUAAAGAAAAAUAUAUCCUAUUCCACAAUGUACGAAUAUACCUUUAUCGGUGAUAAGUCUAUUUGUGGUCUAUAUACAGUUCUGUAUGGAUGUCCAUACAAUUCUAUGUCUGUCCGUCCAUCUGUUUAGCCGUCUGUUGAGAACAAAAUAGACUUUGCAGUAUUUAAGAUAGACCCUUCCAACCUUACACAUACAUUUAUAUUUUUAUUAGAAUAAUUGGUAUUGAACAGGUUACAAUUCGAUCCGCACUAAGAUAUACCCCAUAUAUUUAUCGAAAAUCUCCGAAAUUUUUAACUUUUAAAAUAAAAUUAUUUUUGUGCCCUCAGCCAUAUGGCUACAGAGAGUAUAUUUUGAUAUGGCCAAAACGUGCCUAGUCGAAAUAACGAUCUUAGACCCUAGGUCUUUUUGGACCAAAUCCGUUUUAAGACAUUUGGGGCCCAAUUAGCGAUGUCCGUCCGUCUGUCUGUCUGACUGGUACGAACUAUAACUCUCGAUGGGAGCAUCCGAUUUGGUCCAAACUUGGUACAUCGUAAUAUUAUUGCCAAACUUAGACCUAGUUCGGAGACGGGCAAUAUCCGCCCACUCCUUCUGGCACCUCCCCCACUAAAUGUCGAAAUUUUCAAAGAAAAUAUUUUAUUGCACUGAAAGAGAAAGGAUGAUCCGAUUUUGCUUCAACUUUGCAAAUCCUAAUAUUUGCCUCAGUGCUGGGUCAGGUGCGAAAGUGGACAAUAUCUAUCCAUUCCAUCAAAUACCUCCCCCACUAAGGGUCAAAAUUUUGAAUAAUUUUUGUUAAAACUCUAUACAAAGACAUCACAAUAUGAAUAUUAUUAAAAAUAUUUGCUGUUGUGAAUUCGUAAUGGGUACUGCAG
Musca domestica (house fly) is the source of this 2938-nucleotide messenger RNA. It is a transcript of the gene tipE, whose product is annotated as protein tipE-like. Gene Ontology annotation, biological process: regulation of sodium ion transport. The record is from RefSeq and is marked validated. Lineage: Eukaryota; Metazoa; Arthropoda; Insecta; Diptera; Muscidae. Gene Ontology annotation, molecular function: sodium channel regulator activity.